Messenger RNA from Periophthalmus magnuspinnatus, 1226 nucleotides. RefSeq names its product complement C5a receptor 1 (gene c5ar1). NCBI's taxonomy places the organism in Eukaryota, Metazoa, Chordata, Actinopteri, Gobiiformes, Gobiidae. Bases 21 to 1064 code for a protein of 347 amino acids. Gene Ontology annotation, cellular component: plasma membrane. Gene Ontology annotation, molecular function: G protein-coupled receptor activity; complement receptor activity. Gene Ontology annotation, biological process: phospholipase C-activating G protein-coupled receptor signaling pathway; positive regulation of cytosolic calcium ion concentration; inflammatory response. The record is from RefSeq and is a predicted model, not a curated record. The transcript is spliced from 2 exons.
AGGACCUAGACACAUUGACAAUGGGAGACUAUGGUGAUAACAACUACACAGACUAUGGUGAUUACAACUACCCAGAUACAAUUCCGGACAUUUUGGUUGGGCCGAAAAUAACACCUGCCCAGAUUAUAUCCUUGGUGUGCUAUAGUCUUGUGAUCCUGUUGGGGGUCCCUGGCAAUGCGGUGGUGGUGUGGGUGACUGGCUUCUGCAUGCCCCACUCGGUCACCUCACUGUGGUUCCUAAAUUUGGCUGUGGCUGACCUCCUGUGUUGCCUGUCUUUACCUCUUCUUAUGGUGCCACUCGCGCACGAUGACCACUGGCCCUUUGGUUCCUUGGCCUGCACCGUCAUCAAAGGCGUAUUCUACCUGGUGAUGUACAGCAGCAUACUCCAGCUAGUCCUCAUCAGUGUUGACCGCUACCUACUGGUGACCAAACCUGUGUGGUGUCAGAACAGAAGAACCCCUAAGAAAGCUGCAUGUGCGUGUGUGCUUGUCUGGUGUGUGGCGCUCAUAGGCAGCACCCCGCAGUUUAUUUUUUACAAAGAGAUUAAAGCGGGACUGACAAAGAAAGAGUGCUCAACAGUGUUUCCAAAGACAGAAGGCAUACAGUGGAUUGUUUAUUCUGUCCGCUUUCUACUAGGGUUCGCUCUCCCUUUCUUGGCCAUUGCAGUGUGCCAUUGGAGGGUGUAUAAGCGCACAGAGUUUGGACGGUCUCGCAGCAUCCGCUCUAAACGCACCCUAAAGAUCAUAGUUGCAGUGAUAAUCAGCUUCUUCUUAUGCUGGAUCCCACUUCACAUUGUGGACUUCAUUCUCCUGGAUACCCCACGACACUCCCCGGAUAGGCCCAAGGUGUUCUUUGCGCAUACUUUGUCACUUUGUUUGGCCUAUGUCAACAGCUGUUUGAAUCCACUGCUUUAUGUGUGCCUGGGACGUGGGUUUAAAGACAGAAUGAACCGGUCUCUUCGUGGAAUCUUGAAUUUUGCAACAGAGGAGCCGCAGAGUAAGGCAUGCGCUGUCAUUUCAGUGGUAACCAAAAGCUCGAGUGUCAAAGAGAUGAGUAAAAUCUGACAAAAGCUGCAAUGAACAAUGUUAUGACUAAUGUUCGUACGUCCGCUAAACUUUAAAAAACAGAAGUGUGUUAAGUUUGUUGUUAAUUAUAAAUAUUAUGUAAUGGUUGAUAUUCCCCUAAGUCAGCACAGUAUUGUUGAAGGAUUUAUCAUGUCAGCAAUU